AUGUCGGACAAGGAAAAGUCCAAGGGCAUCUCGUUGCGCAGGAAGCGCAGCGACAAGCCCAAGAAGCAUGCCCAUGCCCCACCGACCAUCAGCGCGCCACGACAGAUCAGUGCGCCCAUGCCAGCUGGAGCUGCUGCUGCACUGUCCAACGCGAGUCGGCCUUCGGAUGAAUCGAGCAGAUCGAGGACGAGGCAGGAUGCCCAGCAACCGAGGCCACAGCGGGCGGACAAGACGGCCGACAUGGUCAAGAGGAGGUACUCGCAGAAGAUCACCACCGCGCCCAGAGACUAUGGCAACGGCGCUCCCAUGCCAGACAUGCCCCGGAUACCGAAUCAGUACAGAGAGCGCAGCAGGGACGGAAGAGCGCCGGCUGGAACCGCCGAGGAACGACUGUUGCGCGUGGACAUGAAAGUGCUGCGGGAUCCCAAUCUCCGGGCAGAGCAAUAUGUUUCUUCCAUGCUCGCAGAUGCCACCGAAGAAGAGAUUCGUCGCUAUCAAGACGACCUGAUCAAGACGAAGCACCGCACCUCCAUGGACCUGCAGACCAACGUCUAUCAGAAUAGAACCCAGUUUAUCAAGAUCAGCAAGGAGGCGGAGAAGCUCAAGGGCGAGAUGCGCACCCUGCGCCAACUCAUGUCUGAUUUGACGACUACCCUCGAGCAGACGGCUUCUGCCACAGGUGCCAGCAAGGACGCGGCGAGCAAACGGAGAGCGAACCGCUCUUCUAUCGGCGAUCUGAAUCAACUACGCGCCGGUCAACUCCAGCAAUUAUACAGGGAUGUAGAAGGCUCACAGAAAUAUCUACCUCCCAUACCAGGCCGGUUCAUCGUGUGGAAGUCUACCAGAUGGUUUGAGCUGGACUCGGCCACCCUCAAGGCUAGACGCAGGGUCAGGUUACUCCUACUCAACGACCACCUGCUGAUUGCUGCGGAGAAGAAGGCCCGGAAUGAUGUUGCCAGUCAGCGUGAUGGCAAUCGGACGGCUGUAGAGUACGUUGCCCAACGAUGUUUCCCGUUGUUGGACAUUCAAGUCACGAGGACACCGGAAGAGCGUAUUAUCAUCCGAGCUGGUUCCGAGUCAUUCACUUACGACACCAAGAAAGAGGAUGGCGGGGACAAGACAGCCUUCAUCUCAACUUUCCGCAAAGCCAAAGACGACCUCCGCAAGAACCAGGAAGCGGAGGUGCAAGAAAAGGACCGGACGCAAGACUCUUACAGCCAUCUCCUUGCAAGAGAUCCGGCCCUUUUACGACAAACGGAGCUCUUGGAGAACCUCUCUGACAGCGUAAACCAUGAUCAAAUCAGCACUUUUGUGGACAUUGACGGCCAGCAGCGCACGAUCCGGUGGGUGGAAAGCCAGCUGGACGACCUAGACAUUGAGAUUGCGCUGCAGCACUUUGAAGAAGCCGUGGGCAAGGUAGAUCGACUCAAGGCACUGGCCAAGGACAUCAGAGGCAACGAAAUGGCCAAAACAAUAGUCACGUUCAAAGUCGAUGAACGAGCUGCCAAGCUCGCAAAUGUUCUCAUCAAGCACAUGGUCGAGCAUAAUAAUUGGUUUACCUCAGUACGACAACAUGUCUCGUGGGUUAUACAACUUGGAUUUGAAGAUCGAGCCCGGGAAGCCUAUCUCGCUGCUCGUGGUGAUUUAAUUGCUACCCGCUCUCGUCAAUGCAUCUUCGAGGGCAACCUCCCAGACUACAUCUUCCAAAUCUCCUACAUCUACUUCACCGUCAUCAAGAACACUGUUGACAUGUACCAGAGGUGUUUCCCACAGCCACUCAUGUCUGCGUGCGUAAAGUGGGCAAAGGAACACAUUGAUCAGUUCAACGUCUUGUUGAAGAGGCAGCUGAGUAGUGUGGACGAGAAUGGUAAUGUGUGGAAUCAGUGUAUGCAACUGGCGCAUGAGCAUGCGGCCAUGUUGAGGGAGGUGGGAUUGGACUUUUCGGAAUUGGUGGGAAGAGGGAUUAAAGACACAGAGGUUGGAUUGGGUGUUGGUUCGUAG
Messenger RNA from Plenodomus lingam JN3, 2001 nucleotides. RefSeq lists its product as uncharacterized. Gene Ontology annotation, biological process: intracellular protein localization; exocytosis; Golgi to plasma membrane transport. Lineage: Eukaryota; Fungi; Ascomycota; Dothideomycetes; Pleosporales; Leptosphaeriaceae. The record is from RefSeq and is a predicted model, not a curated record. Gene Ontology annotation, cellular component: exocyst.